Messenger RNA from Perognathus longimembris pacificus (Pacific pocket mouse), 5124 nucleotides. It is a transcript of the gene Sh3bp5l, whose product is annotated as SH3 binding domain protein 5 like. Gene Ontology annotation, biological process: negative regulation of protein tyrosine kinase activity; intracellular signal transduction. The coding region runs from base 566 to 1744 and encodes 392 amino acids. Gene Ontology annotation, cellular component: cytoplasm. The record is from RefSeq and is a predicted model, not a curated record. Gene Ontology annotation, molecular function: protein kinase inhibitor activity. The transcript is spliced from 7 exons. NCBI's taxonomy places the organism in Eukaryota, Metazoa, Chordata, Mammalia, Rodentia, Heteromyidae.
CCGCUUCCUCUCGGCCAGUUCGGGUUUUGGUUGGAUCUGCUUGUUGCCGGGAGGGAGGGCGAAAAUUGUUUGCUGCUUAGAAGCUCCGCACAUGCAAAGGAAAACUGAGCACCCCAGAGACUCUCAUCCCCAAGUUUCCGCUCUGGUCCAGCCUUAUCUCUCCAUCUGCCACUCCAGCCUGGAGGCGCCUGCCUCCACCCUCCCGAAUGGUGCUUCCCUUCGCAGGCCUUGGCCCAGGAUCCAGGCCCCCUUUGCCCCCUGCUUUCGAGCUGUUUCUCCUGGUCUCUCUUGGUGGACUCCCUGCAGUGGGGAAGAAAGAACUCUUGCACAGACAAGGUUUUAGUUUGAGGGAUUCCACUGGCAGUUUGACUAUCAGUUUGACUUGGUUAUUGACUCAAUAACCAAGUGUGAGGUUCUUUCAGUGCCUCUUUUUUUUCCCCUACAUUUUUGAGAAGAGAAAUUCUUCUCUUUCCUAUCCAAAGCCCAGGAAACCUCAGGCUUGGGCCCUGGUCCCAGCAUGUCAGUCUUCUCUUGUUCCUAAUGGCUCUGCCCUCUCCCAGUCAUCAUGGCUGAGUUCAGACAGGUUCCAGGGGGACGGGAGACCCCACAGGGGGAACUAAAGCCAGAGGUUGUAGAGGAUGAAGUCCCUAGGAGCCCAGUCGCAGAGGAGCCUGGAGGAGGUGGAAGCAGCAGUAGUGAGUCCAAAUUGUCCCCAAGAGAGGAGGAAGAAUUGGAUCCUAGAAUACAGGAGGAGUUGGAACACCUGAACCAGGCCAGCGAGGAGAUCAAUCAGGUGGAGCUACAGCUAGAUGAAGCCAGAACCACCUAUCGUAAGAUCCUACAGGAGUCAGCCAGGAAGCUGAACACACAGGGCUCCCACUUGGGGAGCUGUAUUGAGAAGGCUCGACCCUACUAUGAGGCCCGGCGGCUGGCCAAGGAGGCCCAGCAGGAGACGCAGAAAGCUGCACUGCGAUAUGAGCGGGCCGUGAGCAUGCAUAAUGCUGCCCGGGAGAUGGUGUUUGUGGCCGAACAGGGUGUCAUGGCUGACAAGAACCGAUUAGACCCCACAUGGCAAGAGAUGCUCAACCAUGCUACCUGCAAGGUGAAUGAGGCAGAGGAGGAGCGGCUUCGAGGAGAGCGGGAGCAUCAGCGAGUGACCCGGCUGUGUCAACAGGCCGAGGCUCGAGUCCAGUCCCUGCAGAAGACACUCCGACGAGCCAUUGGCAAGAGCCGCCCCUACUUCGAGCUCAAGGCCCAGUUCAGCCAAAUCCUGGAGGAGCACAAGGCCAAGGUGACAGAGCUGGAGCAGCAGGUAGCACAGGCCAAGACUCGCUACUCAGUUGCCCUGCGCAACCUGGAGCAGAUCAGUGAGCAGAUCCACGCCCGGCGCCGGGGCCUGCCUCCCCAUCCUCCAGGCGCACGGAGGUCCUCCCCUGUGGGAGCUGAGGCUGGACCUGAGGGUGUUGAGGAUGGGGACAGUGGGAUUGAAGGGGCUGAGGGUGGGGGCCUAGAAGAGGGCAGCAGCCUAGGGCCUGGCCCCACCCCUGACAUGGACACGUUGAGCCUGCUGAGUUUGCGCACUGUGGCCUCUGACCUGCAGAAGUGUGACUCUGUGGAGCACUUAAGAGGCCUCUCAGACCAUGCUAGUCUCGAUGGCCAGGAGCUAGGACCACAGAGCCGAGGCCGCCAGGGCAGUGACGGAGGAGGCCGAGGGAGUCGUCACCAGCGCAGUGUCAGCCUGUAGCUAGCUCCAUGGCCAGGACUAGUGACGUUACCCUCCCAUAACAUGGGCAAAUAGGGCCCCACAGGCUUCUGAAUCCUGCACCUCUGGGGUCCUGUCUUCCCCCACGGUCCUGUCUGCGUGCUUCUCUGGGAGAGGUCAGCUUUGUCUCAGUGCUCUGUGUUGGCCUUGUUUUCCUCAGUCUCUCCCUCUCAUGCUUCCAUCAGGAGGCAGCUCUCUCUUUGCCUUACUCAUCCAGAAGGCUUGUUCUCUGGCCUGCUAGUCUCCCUUUCUCUGUGUUUCUUUUUUUAUUGGGUAACUCUUUCUGUUUGAGUUCCAUCUGUCUGACUUUUCCCCUCAGGGAACUUGAUAUAGAAGACACAGGAAGCUCACCUGAGAAGAUGAGUACUCUAACCUGACUGGAUGGACAGGCUUCUCACCUGUUGCUCCCUGGCCCUGGCCAUACCCCAAGGCAGCUCCCCAGGGUGCCCUAGGUAUGCUGCUGAGUCCUGGCAACUGUGGACCUCAUCCUCCUUCCCUAGCCUUUCCUGCCUGUAAUCUGCUAGAUGGACUGUGUGCCUCUGGAAGACAUGCUCUUGUCCAUGCUCCCCUUUAUGGCCCAAGCCUUUGUUAGCAGUUCUCUACUGCAGAACUUAUGGCAUGCCAGGUCGGUGGGGUGUGGGGAGGACCAACCUCACUGGCAACACAGGGAGCACCAUCAAGCCUCAACUGUUUCCCCUGCUGGGCUGAGCCCAUCCCAUUGCCUAGGUGCUAGUGAGCCCUUCAUAGGGCCCAUGUGGGGGUUAGAGAUGUGGACAGAUCCUGAAGACCAAGACUUGCCAUUCCUGUCCCUGUACUUUUUCUUUUCUUUUUCUGGGUAGAUGCAGAAUUAUGUCAGUACCCUCUUACCAUGUGGCAUUAGGGAAUUUGGUGCUCAAAUGCUCUUUCUUGCUCUUUCCCCAAACAACACCCACUCCAGGAUCACUUGGGGAAUGCUUAAGCAUAGCCACCAAGGUUCUCGGGUCUCCUUCCCACUGUGCGGGACAAGAUUUUUCCUGGGUGGAGGGAGUCUCAGCCCUUAGAGUGCAGCUCAGUACCUGGCGGUGGGUACAGGUGUGAGGAAGCAUCCCAUCUUCUGUCACCCCAGACGUCUAGCCCUGGCCUGGAGCUGUGUGUUAACUAAUACUCUAGCAUCUGGGUGAGGAGCGGGCCUCGCCUUUAGCACAGGUGUCUCUCAUUUCAGGUUGAAGUAAGAUGGCCACAAUGAGAAUCUCUGGGGUUUGAUGUGGCUGUGGAUGGAGAGGAGAAAGGAAGGGUGUGUGUGUGUGUGUGUGCAUGUAAGGGUCCUGGUUUUAUUUAAAUAUAAAUAAAAUAGUUUAUGUAACAGUAAUGUUUACUGUCCCUGUUAGAGAAAGAGAAAAGGGCAAAGAUGAGGUCGGGGGGAAAAUGAGAUAAGGGACUCGACACUGUGGCCAGGGAGAAGUGGACCAGAUGGUGCAAGCUCCAUACUGGGUGAAGAAAUGAGGGGUGAAGUGCUUUCUUUGUGCCAGUUACACACACAACAAGUGUAGACAGGCCUGAGAGUACUCCGGGCUGUGCUGUAGAUUUAGUGGAUAUCCUGAGAGGGCGUGGUGCAGUUGGCACUGCAGGGGCAGUGAGCACUGUUUAAGCCAACAGCUGAGUGCCAGCCAGUGAGACCUGGCAUGAGAGAAGGGGAGGGAUAAAAGUAGGAGCACUGGAUUUAUCAAAUAAACAGUGUACCCGUUUAAACUCAGAUUUCAAGUAGACAGUGGCUUUUGUCUCAUGUAGUAAUUGGGGCAUACUUUAAAUAUUAAGUUCUCCAUUGUGCAUCUGAAGUUCAAAUUUAACCCAUGGAAGACAACUCCUGAGCUGGAGUGUGGCUAGUUGUAGUGUGGGAGGGGCUCAGGAUGAAUCCACUGGCGGUAGAUGCUGUGAAACAUCUGCUGGCAUCAGAUUGGGAAGGAAUGUGAACUUGGGAGCCUCACAGGUGAAAACCAAAGGGCUUUUGUUGAACCUGAGCCACACCUGCAGUGUGCUUGCCUUUAGAUCUGGGUAAGUGGGGUCAGCCAAGGAAAGGAGAAUGCACAGCCAAGGAUGAAGGUAGUUUGGAGGCCAAUAAGGGACAGACUGAAGGCCAAGAGUUAGAGAGGCAUAGGCAGAGCCGUGUUCCCAGUGACAGCAUAUAGCAGGGGCCAGAAUGAACUGAACAUCCACUAUGUGCCCUUUGACAGGUUCUGCCCACCAGACCUUUGAGACCACCUUUCCUGCCAUGAGUGAUGGAUGCUGAAGUAUUUCCCAUAAUUACUAGAGAAGCUGCUGAGAGGGCUAAGUGCCUGGCCCAAGUAGCAUGCCUGAGGCUCAAGAGUUCAGACCCCAAUACCAUACUCAAAGUAGAAAGGCUGCUAUGAAAGUGCAUGGCUUAUAUCUUUGGGUGAAUGGACUUUAAAAAAACAAACAAAAAAAAGCACUAGUGAUACAAGAUCUAGAAGUAUAGUUCAAGUUGUAGAGUGCCCGCCUAGCAGGUAUAAAUCCCUUAGUUCAAAACCUACUCCUUGCUCCCCUUGCCAAAGGAGUGGUAUUUAAAGUGGGCAAUAUGGUGUCUUGCUAAGCAUAAUAAAACAACUAUAAUGAAUAUUGGCAUAUUCAUCUUUUUGAGUUAAGAACACCUAAUAUCUCUCUUAGCAGACUUGGAAUAUCUAAUGGCAGGCAGGACAUGGCAGGCUCCUGGCCCAGAGGAACCCUAGAAAAAGACUGGGCUCUGCCCAGGAAGCUUCUUGCAGAAUCAUCUCCCAGAUAUGGCAAAUGUAGAGAAGGACCAGGAAAGUUGGAACAAAUUCUGAACCCUCCAAGUAUAAUGCAGCAAAAAUGCUUUUCUCACAGUAACAAGUAACAGAGAUUUGUACUCACCUGGUGCAUCUCAGACCAAGAAAACACACUUCUUUGUGUAUUCAUUUCUCCGUUUUAUUUACCAUAUCACCUUGAGUGGCCGUGAGUUUUUCUGUGCUGUGGCCUGUCUUUGAGAAGCUAGGGUGGGGCCUAUGUGUAGUACCUGCCUUGAACCUUAUAGUUAGUGAUAGUGCUUUUGUUUUUUGUUCCUUCCCCAACACAGCCUAUACCACUAUACUUUACUGGCAGUGUUUAGGAGAUCAAGAUGCACAGUCCCUGAUCACAUAUUUAUGUCUCCAGAGAAAGUCUCAAAUUUCUCCAUAUUUCCAUUUUAUCACCUAAAAAUGGAAUCAUAUAGUUAUGUGUAGCAUGAUAUUACAUCAACGGAUGUAAGCCACGUCAUUCUUGUUACCAGCUACAGCAUUAGAAUGCUUGACCGGGAGCCCUGACCUAUCUUGUACUAGACAAGGAAACUAUUAAAAGGUUGCAUUUCCUUA